UAAAAGCCUCUGAGCGAAUUUUUAAUUUCGAUUAAAAACAACGCGCGGUCGUAAACGCCAAGUCUUUUACCGCGUUUCAAUCGCUAUGUCUUACCAUUAUCUGCUGUAUCGGGAUGCUUUCGCUAAACUGGAGGUCAGUUAUUACGCGCAAACACGAACAUUAUCGCACGGAAGCCGAGGAAUGUUCUAAUUUUAUUAAUUUCUUUUAAGUAGUUACACGCGUUGUUUUUGUAUCCAUCGCAUUGCUCGAUCGACCCACUAAUCGUGUCACAGUACACGUAACGUUUAUCACACCGAUCUGUAACUAUUAGUGCGUAAUGACCAUUUAAACAUAUUUUUUUUUUUUUAAUUUCGAUUAUUCGAAAACAACACCAUAUUAAGUUUAAAUCUUAAACUGUUGACAUUUGUACAACUUUGACGCGCAACACAUUACACGAAAUCAUUUACAGUCGCUCAUUAUAGUGAUACAUUUUACAUUGCUUACGAGUUUGAACAUAUUUAAUUUAAAUCAAUACUCGUACAAUUUGUUUCUAUCCUAGUUGAGAUACAUAUUUUUUCUAUAAUAGUCGGUUUAAGAUUAUAAUAUUAUACUCUGAAAAUGUUAAAAACCUUAACGAUUUUGAUAUUCACGCAUACAAUACUGCAGUGUGGUAUGAAAAAAAAUGCUUUUUAUGUGGACGCAGCUCCGUCAGUCACACGCGAAGAUUUGACUGCUGUGUUGCCCGGUUCGCUGACCGAGCUGUUCGACUCGGAAGCGUUCGAGCGGAUCUGGCGGAAGGCCGCCGCCGAUCAGAUGGUCAAGCGGUUCGGGGACGGCGCCGGACGCGACGACGGCGCGAUCACGCGCAACAUGAUCGGCGACUACAUGGUGUCGGACGAAUUCCAAAAAGCCGUGUGCAAGGCCGGCGGCCAGGGCAUGUCGUCAAUGGGCGGCAUGAUGGGCAACGCGCCGCCCCCGUGGUCGUACAUGGGCACGUUCGUCGGUUCCGAAAAGUUCCAGCACGGUACGUGCGACAUGAUGUCGCAGGGGCUGAUCCAGUUCGGCGAGGGCAUGAACGGAUGGUUCCGGUCCACCGGCCCCGCGGACGUCGACGCCGCCGCGGCCCGGGACCCGGUGCGGGCUGUCGACGCGUUCUUCCGGUCCGAAUACUACGACAACACCCGGGAAAAGCUGCGCGACAUGUUCGCGGACGUCCGGUUCUGAUCCGCCCGGGUCCGCCGUCGCGGGUCUACUGCACUUUAAUUAUACACGAUGAUUUAUUAUUGUGACAACGCGAUGCGUGUCGUGACGCGCGACGCCGUUUCCGAUGUCGUAUCGUUAUUGUCAUCUCAUCUCACCGCCACCUGCAAUAAGACGUGUAACGCGUUUCGUCGACAAUAUUAUUAUUAUUAAUUUUUUAUAUGCACUGUUUUAGGCGCUGCACUACAAUAUUAUUAUUAUUAUAUC
Messenger RNA from Melanaphis sacchari, 1447 nucleotides. RefSeq lists its product as uncharacterized. The transcript is spliced from 3 exons. The coding region runs from base 599 to 1204 and encodes 201 amino acids. NCBI's taxonomy places the organism in Eukaryota, Metazoa, Arthropoda, Insecta, Hemiptera, Aphididae. The record is from RefSeq and is a predicted model, not a curated record.